CAGUUAAUACAAAGGCACAUCGAACCCAAAAAUCAACAUGACCAGCCAGUCUCAGGGAAUCCAGCAGCUUUUACAGGCAGAAAAACGUGCCAAAGACAAACUCGAAGAAGCCAAAAAGAGUAAGCCUAGAAGGAUCAAGCAGGCUGACACGCUUGCCACAGCAGAGAUCGACCACUAUAGAUUACAGAGGGAGAGGGAAUUCAGGCACAAACAAUCUAAUAUAAUGGGAUCCCAGGGUAACCUCUCCACUAAAAUAGAAGAGCAAACAACAGAAAAAAUCCGAGACAUCACUAGUAGCUUCCACAAGUACAUGGAAAAUGUGAUGAAACAACUUUUGAACAUGGUAUUUGACAUCAAGCCUGAAAUCCACUCAAACUACAGAGGCACAGUUUAAAUCCCAUUAUGUGUGCAUGUAUCAACAGAAGUCACACUGUUUUCCUGGUAAUCCAAAUCAUCUUCUCCUUUAUUGGAUUGUCUGAAUGUGAAGGAGAUCACUAAGCCCAAAGUACAUAGCCACACACAAUAUUUUUUAUGUAACAAAAUUCUGCAAGGUUCCACAAGCAUUUGAUGGAAAGGAUUUGUUUUUCCUAUUGAUAUAAUAACUAUCAUUUAUUUAAACAGUCAUUUAAACAGUGGCAAGUCAAUAGAAGCAGAAUGAAUAAUUAUUUGACAACGACAGCUUUUUAGUGGGUGUCUAUUCUCUUUCUUAUAUAAACUGUUCUGUACAACCCGGGGCAUUAUAUAAAAUGCUAUGUACUACCUCUGUACAACUGGGGUGUUGUAUGAAAUAAUUUGUCCCGAUUCUUAGUGCAUUAAAAAUUAUCAGAUAUGUGAUAGUUUUAUUUUACUUAAAAUUAAAGAGCUUCUCUCUUGUUUUGAGGAAACAGAGUGUUCAUUAUGGUCCAUAUAGGGGUAAGCAGUUUCAGUUUCCUGUAUGCAUUUGCAAUUACUUGUCUAGAAUAAUAACAAAACCACAAUUCAGACUUGGAGGGUGACCAACACAAUAACAACAUUGCAUGCAAUAACACAGUUCAUCUAUCCACAGUGGUGGCUCUUUGUAAUUGGAAAAAUGUAAAUGUCACUCUCAAAGAAUUGUUGCACUGUUAAAUAGCACCAUAUAUCCUAUAGAUUUUGAUUUAGGGCUGAAAUCAAUAUUAAUGAUUUGUACUACUAAUAAAAUUGCUUUAGCUCAAGAUACUCUAUUGUGUAUCUGUCAUCUAUUUUAUAUACA
Messenger RNA from Pelodiscus sinensis (Chinese soft-shelled turtle), 1231 nucleotides. Lineage: Eukaryota; Metazoa; Chordata; Testudines; Trionychidae. The record is from RefSeq and is a predicted model, not a curated record.